GACACGGAGACCGAGCAGAGGAUCCAAGAGGCGCUGCGGACACUCUGCGAAGGCCGCACAACGUUCAUCGUAGCGUACGUUUACGUUUGCGCACAGUCAGUGGCUUAACUAAUUAAUCAUGGGCUCAGGCAUCGCCUGUCAACUAUAAUGAACGCCGACCGCAUCAUCGUCGUCACCGGUGGGGAGAUUGUGGAGCAGGGCAGCCACGAGGAGCUGAUCCGGGCAGAUGGAAAAUAUGCAGAACUGUGGUCGAAGCAGAUCUUUGUCAAACCAAGGGACAAGGAGCUGUGCGAGGACGGCAAGCCCGCCACUAGGGGCCGAAAGACUCCCAAUAUUGUCAACGAUCUCAGCGCCGAGGCUACAAGCUCGGAGCUUGCCAAAGUCAAAUCAAACCCAACAACAAGCGGAAAGCCUAACGGACAGGUUAAUGGGCACGCUGAUGGUUCGGGGAGCACUGCCAAAGGCACGACAGCAGACAAUCCCACGACGCCGGGGCCGAAAAAAGAGGUAUGAGCGAUAGAAACGCACCUUGUCAAUGUAUUAUUAUACGCACAAAAGAAGCUAUAGAGAUAUUUGAUAUUGUGUGAUAUGACGCGGCAUUCCCCAACAUUAGAUAUGCUUGUCACGACCUGUAUCUUCUCUAACCAGUUUAGACUUCCACACGAGCCCAACAGCUAAAUCCCGGCGCACCGGCCUUUACGCCGCGAUCAUUGGCUGCUGCAGCCGCCG
Molecule: messenger RNA, 729 nt
Organism: Thermothelomyces thermophilus ATCC 42464
Lineage: Eukaryota; Fungi; Ascomycota; Sordariomycetes; Sordariales; Chaetomiaceae
Exons: 1
Coding region: 148-513 (121 amino acids)
Cellular component (GO): membrane
Molecular function (GO): ATP binding
Source: RefSeq, a predicted model, not a curated record